UCUCCUGGUGGACAUCAGAUCCUGCAGAGCCCUUACCGAAGCGUCGAUUUUGAUUCAUCCCACCUCCAGCAAUCAGCUAUUCAGGAUUUAAUAUGUGACCAUUCCCUAACACCAGGAUGGUAUCGCUUUAUGAUUUUUGAUAAGCCUGCUGAGAUGCCGACCAAGUGCGUGGAGCUGAAUCGCUGUGGUACUCAAGCCCCUGUCUGGUUGUCUCUGAGGGAGUCAGAAUCCAUGCCUCGACCCGGUGGGAUCAAACAGUUAACAGCUUGUGCUACAUGGCAGUUUUUCUUCAGCGCUUCAAAAGACUGCUGUCUUUUCCGAAUCCCUGUCAGUGUGAGGAACUGCGGAGAUUUCUUUGUUUACUUACUGCAGCCCACCCAAGGAUGCAUGGGGUAUUGUGCAGAAGUUGUUUCAGAUGCAAAGCCACAGACCUGUGAUCCUGAAGGAAUGGAUAUUCAAGGCGUCUGUAGCAGUAACCUGGCUCCUUCAUCACCUCCAUCUGUGUCACCACCACUACCAGCCAUUCCUGAAGUUGUAGCAGAGUUGAUCAAAGGCAGCGUUUACCUAAGAUGUACCUUUGGCGUCCCUUUUGCAAACAGCUCGGUCGGAUUCAUUGUAACUUGGUCAAGACUUUCUCCUGAAGGUAUCAAAGAGGAACUGAAACAUGAAACAGCAGUUCAUACGUUCUCACUUCUAGAACUAGAUGGGAUAAACGUCAGACUUGGAGACAGAGUCUACUGUAGCAGUUCUGCUUUUUUCAUGGAGAAGCCAGAUAUACAAAGCUCUUCUGUUGAGAGCAAGGAAUUUUUUGCUGGCAUUAAGAUACAUCCAGAAACACAUGAUAUAUCAGAAGACGGGAAGGAAUACAGGCUGGCCAUAGAAAGUAGCAUUCCUAUUCCUUGUCCAGAGUUUAGCCAGCUUGAAAGUGACUGCAAACUCACACUAUCAUUAAAUACUGUUGAUGAAGGUAAAGAGCAGUUAGGUUUAAACUUGGCUCUUUCUUCUUGUCAUGUGGAUCUUCUCCAGAAGCCCUGCAAAAACGGAAUCUGUAGUCAAGCUGUAAUUUAUUUCACUGCUGUGACAGACUUUAUGCAGGAUGGAGACAGAAUUACCGGAAUUGCAGUCGAACCUAUAUCCAGUGAGAAUUUCCUGUGGAAUGGCUAUGUUCCAGAAAGCACACAGAUUACAGUAAAGGAUCUACCCACUGCCUACUGCUACUCAUUUACUGACCCUCAUAUAAUUACAUUUGAUGGAAGACUCUAUGACAAUUUUAAAACCGGAACAUUUGUUCUCUAUAAGAGCACAUCUCGAGAUUUUGAAGUUCAUGUUCGCCAGUGGGACUGUGGAAGUCUUCACUACCCAGCAUCCUGUAACUGUGGCUUUGUUGCCAAAGAAGGAAGCGAUAUAAUUGCAUUUGACAUGUGCAGUGGUCAGCUACGUGAAUCCCAGCCACAUUUAUCCAUAAUAAAUAGAGACACAACAGGAAGCAAUGUCAGAAUCACUGAAUCCUACCUGGGAAGAAAAGUAACAGUUUUGUUUUCUUCUGGAGCUUUUGUUCGUGCUGAUGUGAGUGAAUGGGGAAUGAGCAUAACCCUUAGGGCACCCAGUUCAGAUUACAGACAUACCAUGGGACUCUGUGGCACCUUCGACGGAAGUGCGGAGAAUGACUAUCACACCGCAAGUGGGGUGCAAAUCCCAAACCAUGCUAAUGUUCCUUUUUCUUUUAUUAAGGAAUGGAGAAUUUCACCGGGAGAUAGCUUGUUUGACAAGACACCUGCUUCUUUAACACCUUCUAGAAAAAUAGUCUUCUGUGACUGCACACUUGAAGAUACUGGAUUAUAUCAAUCAGUGAAUAACCUAGAGACAGGUUCUCAUUCAGAACUUCCUCUGUCUUGUAAAGAAAGUGAAAAUGGUAGAUUUCUUUCUUUGAUACCAGACCUGGACGUCACUGCUGAGUAUCUCGGCCCUGUUGAUCUUGUCAGAGGCUUAAAGAAACGUUCGUCUGCACAUGAAAUGGAUUCAUCUACACUUCUGCAGAGGGAGGAUAACCAAACCAAACUUCACAAAUCAUCACUAGUAAACACACGGGUCUCUGCAACCUCAGUGGAAAAUACUGGUGUAGAAAGAGAAAGAACCUCAAGCUCAGGCAUUAAAAGAAACUCUCACCAUUACAGUAGUCGUCUUCACGAAAGUCAGUCUGUUGCAAGUAGGGGGAAGCGCCAAAAUUAUUAUGAAUACCAUCCGGCAUUUCUAUUCCAAAGUCUUAGCCAAACAGACUUAGAGGGAUACAGUUAUUUUUUCCCAGAGGACCACGCUACUGACACAGAUGAAAAGUUUCUUCCCUCGUGGCCCACACCUUCUGGCCUCACUGAGUCUAGUGCUUUGUUACUAUGCCAGCAGGCGAUAGCUAAUUCCAGUAUAGGAAGAUCCUGUGGUGGCCUUCUUGGCCGGCGAAUAGAGGAUGCAAUCAAUAUGUGUGUUAAAGAUCUGCUGCUGAAAGAUGACCUCAGUUGGGCAGAAGCUUCCUUGGCUCUUCUAGAGAAUGAAUGUGAGAAAAGAGUUUUAGAAGAAAUUAAUUUCAACCACCAGGAACUUGAAGGGUCGAUUGAGAGCCUGCUUAUUGCAUUGAAGUGUCCCAGUCUCUGCAGUGGUAAUGGGGAAUGUACAGAAUGGGGCUGUGCAUGUUUUCAAGGCUAUAGCUCAUAUGACUGCAGCAUACUGUCUGACCAAGCUCCAGAAAUUACAGAGCUGGAGAAUGCUGGGCUGUGCGAUAUUCGACAGUAUGACUGCACAUCAGUGAGAGCUUUUGGACAUGGCUUCAGGGAGUCAUUGAAUCUGAAAUGUGAAAUUGUCAAAUUACAGUAUAAUGAUAGACAGUGGAUUCCCGGAGAACCUCUAACUAUGCCAGCUACCUUCCAAAAUGCCAGGACUGUCGACUGCCAGUUACCAAAUGAUGGCCAUCACUCUGAUGUUGUGGAUCUGGUUGAUGAUAAACCCAUUGCCAGGUGGCAAAUAAAGAUUUCUAAUGAUGGAUUCAUUUAUAGCAACUCUAAAACAAUGGUAUUAUAUGAUGGAGCCUGUCAGACAUGUGAACCGCAAGAAUCUGGGUUAUGUACAUUAAAGGAGAAAACAUGCAACAUAGAUGGACUCUGUUUUGGUGAAGGUGACGCAAAUCCAACCAGCCCUUGCUUACUCUGCAGACCUGACAUAUCAAAGUUAACUUGGUCCGUUGUUGAAAACAACCAGCCUCCAGUGCUUGAAACUUUUCAGAGUAUGCUACAGACUUUUUAUGGAGAAGAUUUUGUAUAUCAGUUUUUGGCUUCAGAUCCAGAGGGCUCUGCUGUUCAUUUCACGUUGGAUUCUGGUCCAGAAGGUGCCAGUCUUUCCCCAUCAGGUCUCCUUCUGUGGAAAGCUGUGUCAAUGAAUCUCCAUAAAUUAACAUUUUCUUUGACAGAUGACUGCAAUGCAAAGACUAAAGUAGAAGUAGAGGUCAGUGUAAAAUCGUGUGAUUGCCUAAAUAAUGGCUCAUGUGUGACAAACAUUAAUUUCCCACCUGGAAGUGGAAGAUAUCUUUGUGUGUGUGUGGCUGGAUUUGAAGGUGAUCUCUGUCAAGUGAAUACUGAUGACUGUAAACUUAACCAGUGUGGUAUUGGCAGAUGUGUGGAUGGAAUAAACAGCUAUUACUGUGACUGUCCACCUGAACUUCAAGGUAAAAAUUGUCAAGAUGAUGUAGAUGAAUGUGUAUCCAGUCCUUGCUUCCCUGGAGUAUUUUGCUUUAAUACUUUCAGUUCUUACUAUUGUGGUCCAUGCCCAAACAAUCUGCGAGGAGAUGGGAAGUCAUGCUACGAAAGCUUUGAAGAUGCUAAUGUUGAAAGAAAAGAUUCCACGGGAGAAAUUGAAGGGAAUAAAGGUUAUCAACGAUCAUCCUUUGAGAAGGUUUUAAGCAUCUCACGCUAUAUUCCCAGUUCUACAGAUGUCCCCGAGAGAUUUAUUUCUACAGAAAUGGUCAGUAGCAGCACUCUGCCAGCCUCCACAGUAAAACCAAUCACUGCUUGGAGGUCACUUAAUUCUCAGAGAAGUGCUUCUGUAAAACCUGCUGUUACUGGAAACAUUGCUCAUGCUCUCAGCACCACCAGUAGUCACCUUGCUAACAUGGAAGAGAGUUCUUCAGUACGUGCUGUGAUGACUGCAUCUUCAAGGAGCCAUGCUGUAUUGCCUGAGAAGAAAACAAGGGCACAAGGUGAGGCCUACAGCUAUUCUGAGGCCAGCAGGAAGACUUCUCCUAGCAGCAGAACAAAUACAAGCAAAGGGCUUUCCUUGCCAAGCAAGGUAUUCAAAGGUGGAAAUGCUCACCUAUUAGCCAAGCAUAAAGCAAGUCCUUUACCUUUUGUCCUUGUUGAAGUCACUGUCCCACCAAAAGUGCUUCCAAAAGAACUGAGUGAAGUAGUGAUUCCUAAAGCAGUGACCUGUACCGAUCUACCCUGUUUUCCUGGCGUCCCUUGUGAGCCAAGUCAGGAUGGAAGCGUCAAGUGUGGUCGUUGUCCUUACGGUUAUUAUGGAGAUGGCUUCACUUGCAGAGCAAGAUGUAGACAAACAUGUGGCAAAAAUAUGGAGUGUGUGGCACCCAACAUUUGCAAAUGCAAGCCUGGUUAUGCUGGUUAUAACUGUCAGGCUGCUCUAUGCAGACCUGAUUGCAAAAACCAUGGGAAGUGCAUUAAACCCAAUGUCUGUGAAUGUCUACCAGGAUACAGUGGCUCUGCUUGUGAGGAAGCACAUUGUAAACCACCUUGUCAAAAUGGAGGCACGUGCUUGGCCAGAAAUCUCUGUACCUGUCCGUAUGGUUUUGUGGGACCAAGGUGUGACACAAUGGUUUGCAACAGACACUGUGAAAAUGGUGGUGAAUGUCUUACUCCAGACAUCUGCCAGUGUAAACCUGGGUGGUACGGACCUACAUGCAGUACAGCAAUGUGUGACCCUGUGUGCCUCAAUGGUGGUUCCUGUACUAAGCCAGGUGUUUGCGUCUGUCCACAUGGAUUCUUUGGUGCCCAAUGUCAGAAUGCUGUCUGCAGCCCACCUUGUAAGAACGGUGGUCACUGCAUGAGAAAUAAUGUCUGUACUUGUCCUGAUGGGUACACAGGCAGAAGAUGUGAAAAAAGUGUUUGUGAGCCAAGGUGCAUGAAUGGAGGAAGGUGCGUAGGGCCAAAUGUUUGCUCUUGUCCCUCAGGAUGGAGAGGAAAAAGGUGUAACACUCCAAUCUGUCUUCAGGAAUGUAAGAACGGUGGGGAGUGUAUUGGCCCGAGUACGUGUCAUUGUCCUCCGCAGUGGGAAGGAAUCCAGUGUCAAACACCUGUGUGCAACCAGAAGUGUCUGUUUGGAGGCAGGUGUGUAUUGCCUAACGUAUGCUCUUGUCGUCCUGGUUAUACGGGAGUCCUCUGUGGGAAGAAAAUUCAGGUACAAAGGCCUCAUGGUUGA
Egretta garzetta (little egret) is the source of this 5472-nucleotide messenger RNA. RefSeq names its product von Willebrand factor D and EGF domains (gene VWDE). The record is from RefSeq and is a predicted model, not a curated record. Gene Ontology annotation, molecular function: signaling receptor binding; calcium ion binding. Gene Ontology annotation, biological process: anatomical structure development. Bases 130 to 5472 code for a protein of 1780 amino acids. Gene Ontology annotation, cellular component: extracellular region; cell surface. NCBI's taxonomy places the organism in Eukaryota, Metazoa, Chordata, Aves, Pelecaniformes, Ardeidae. The transcript is spliced from 30 exons.